Molecule: messenger RNA, 1884 nt
Organism: Oncorhynchus tshawytscha (Chinook salmon)
Lineage: Eukaryota; Metazoa; Chordata; Actinopteri; Salmoniformes; Salmonidae
Product: serine/threonine-protein kinase B-raf-like
Biological process (GO): signal transduction; protein phosphorylation
Cellular component (GO): mitochondrion; cytosol; plasma membrane
Molecular function (GO): protein kinase activity; ATP binding
Source: RefSeq, a predicted model, not a curated record
GACUUGAUUCGAGAUCAAGGUUUACAGAGAUCAGAAGGAGGGUCGACUGCAGGGCUGUCGGCCACGCCCCCAGCCUCGCUGCCUGGCUCAUUGACCAAUGUGAAGGCUCCUCAGAAGUCUCCGUGUCCACAGAGAGAGAGGAAGUCAUCGUCCUCGUCUGACGACCGCAAUAAGAUGAAAACCCUGGGCAGACGGGACUCUAGUGACGACUGGGAGAUCCCAGAAGGUCAGAUCACCCUGGGUCAGAGGAUAGGCUCUGGAUCCUUUGGGACCGUCUUUAAGGGCAAGUGGCACGGAGACGUGGCGGUGAAGAUGUUGAACGUGACAGCUCCCACCCCACAGCAGCUACAGGCCUUUAAGAACGAAGUGGGAGUCCUCCGGAAGACGCGUCACGUCAACAUCCUGCUGUUCAUGGGUUACACCACCAAGCCUCAGCUGGCCAUCGUGACCCAGUGGUGUGAGGGCUCCUCCCUCUACCACCAUCUACACAUCAUAGAGACCAAGUUUGAGAUGAUCAAGCUCAUAGACAUCGCUCGGCAGACCGCACAGGGCAUGGAUUACCUGCACGCCAAAUCCAUCAUCCACAGAGACCUGAAGAGCAACAACAUCUUCCUACACGAGGACCUGACCGUGAAGAUAGGAGAUUUCGGCCUGGCCACAGUGAAGUCCCGUUGGAGCGGCUCCCACCAGUUUGAACAGCUCUCUGGCUCCAUCCUGUGGAUGGCCCCAGAGGUCAUCCGUCUGCAGGAUAAGAACCCUUACAGCUUCCAGUCUGACGUCUACGCCUUCGGGAUAGUUCUCUACGAGUUGAUGUCUGGGGCCUUGCCCUACUCCAACAUCAAUAACAGAGACCAGAUAAUCUUCAUGGUGGGUCGGGGAUACCUGUCUCCUGACCUCAGUAAGGUGCGCUCCAACUGUCCUAAAGCCAUGAGGAGGCUGAUGGCUGACUGUAUGAAGAAGAAGAGAGAGGAACGACCCCUAUUCCCUCAGAUCCUGGCGUCCAUUGAGCUGCUGGCGCGUUCUUUACCCAAGAUCCACCGCUCCGCAUCGGAACCCUCACUGAACCGAGCCGGGUUCCAGACGGAGGACUUCAGCCUGUACGCCUGCUCCUCCCCCAAAACCCCGAUACAGGGGGGAUACGGGGAGUUUUCAGCAUUUAAAUAAGAUGCUGAUCCAGAUUCCACCAGUUCAGCCAGUCCAUCCCUCGUCCCUCUUCAACAAGUCUUGUGUUCCUGCGGUGGGUUUCUUCAUCCAUUUAACCAAAAACCAACAUCCUAGUCUCAAAGGAACGUGCUGUUUUCUACUUUCCACACCUGGAGAGACAGACAGACGGCCUCUUCCUCUCUCCGCGCCACAUCUCAGGAGCUCUACAGAUGAGAUCUGGGGAAUCACCACAUCGGGGAAAAACUACAACAUCUGAUUUUAGAAACAAGGAAAAGAAAAGUUGAAUGACACACAACCAGAUACACAAAUUGAAGACGCACUGAAGAAACCAAACCAGAGGAAGAAGAGAGAACUGUAAAAGGAGAGAACAGCACUUCUUGAUUGUAGGACUGAUGAAGGAGGAAUAUAACUGUUGAGAGCACAAGGACAGGAUUGGGGUUAGGGGUCAAGAGAGGUUAGAGGUCAAUGGGUUUGGGCAGCACACGCCUUCUCACUCCCCUCCAUGACGAAGAGGGCGGAGCUACAGGCACAGGAAACCACACUUCUUUCCUGGCUGCUCAUUGGUUACCCGAGAUGAAGGGGCCAGGUCUGAGCCAAUUGCUGAUGGGCUGGAUUUCCCAGGGGGGUGGAGUCGACCCUGUGGGAAGAGGACUUGAAAUAAUUAAUUUAUUUGAAGAAAAAAAAUCCCCAGUUCUCGUUUGUUUUGGGAUUUUAAGGAUA